ACAUAAAAGAACAUUACAAGCAUUAGAUAUGUAUCGUACUUAGAAUAAACGACAUUACUUAUUAGUUUUCAAACAGUAAUUUUACAAUAAUAACACUUAAUGAUUGACCUAGAUAUCAAUCAAGCUAUUUAAGCGCGGAUAAAGUUGCAAUAAUUUACAUAAAGAACAAAAAUGUUUGAGAUGGUGUUGUUAUUAUUAUGUGCGAAUAUGUGCUGCGCAGCUAUUGAACCUGAAGAUUCGUUUUAUAAUGAGAUAUCUGCUUCUAUUGAAGCAAAACCAACUAUUGCAUGGACUACAAUUAUUGUUUGUGAUACAACAAAUAAUUCUAUAGAUUCCAUGACAGAUAUUACCAUUAAAGAAUAUUCAAAAUCACCUGACGGCCCAAAUUUAAUUUAUGUCUUUAAUAAGAACUUUCAUUUAUUAAGCAAAUUGGAAACUACGACAAGAAUGGAACUCAUAGUAGUUGAUAAAAUUGCUGAUAUUGGACCGUUUUUAGACGAAAGCAACAGUUCAAAUGACCAGAACCGUUUUCGUAGAGUACUAUUUUUAAUUAACUCUGAUUCAUCUGAUAAUUUCGAUAAAUUGAAACCUGCUUUUCGUCAAAUUUGGGACUACGAUAUUUGGAACGCAAACAUCCUCUUUUAUUACGAAACAAGGAUUUACGAUUAUGUCUACAACCCAUUUUUGGACGAAUUAAUCAGUCUAAAUACAUCAAAAACGGUUUUAAAUCAGUUUGAUAAAUUUAGUAAUCUGCACAAAUAUGAAAUUAUUAUUUCUAUGAUUGAUGACCCGCCAAAGAGUCCUUAUGAAAAUGACUCUUUCCAAGGGAAUUAUAUAAAAAUCUUAAAUGAAAUAGCAAAUAUUAUCAAUGCUACUUUCGUUAUCAAAAAAGAAAAAUCAAUUGAAGAGUCUAUUAUAAAUGUCCAACAAGGCUUGAGCGAAUUUUCUUUUGUAGGCCAAUUCCACGGAGUUCUGAAAGGAGUUAAGUAUAGUGAGCCCUUUAAACGCGACGAUAUAGUGAUAUUGGUACCAAAAGCAUCACAAAUACCGCAGUAUCUAAAAUUGAUACAAAUCUUCCCAAUGGAAAUAUGGCUGCUAAUUUUAUCAUUGUUAAUUAUAUUUUUAAUUACAAUGUAUUAUGUUGAACGUAACGACAUUUCAUCGAUCUUCUUAUUUCUAUUUGGCGUACUUCUUGGGAUGGUAGGAAAUGAAAAGUUGAAUAAAUUCAAACUCAUUACAAAGUUAUUUGCUAUAACAUUUAUAUUAUUUGGAAUGGUAGUGGCCUGUACUUAUUCCUCGUCUAUGUUGGGUGCAACAAUAACAAAAACUUAUUACAGUGAAAUUAACGAUUUGGAACAUUUAAAGCAAACAGGUAUGAACAUUUGCAUAAUUGAUAAUUUAAAGCACUUGGUGCCUGAUGAAUUCAAAGAUCGCAUCAUUAUUGUACACAGGAAUGUUAUCGUUGAUAAAAUUAUGAAUAGUAAAGCUGACUGCGGUUUGGCGCUGAUGCGAAGUUACGCCGAUGGAUUUCAGAGAGUAUCUUACAAUACAAACGGGAACACAUUUUAUCACAUAAUCGACGAAAGCUUUAUUCCUGGUUUUGAGAGCUUCUACUUUCAUAAGUCGUCUCCUUUUAUUUAUAAAAUUAACGAAGUUUUGAAGGCCAUCGAUGAAACAGGAUUAUUUUUAUACAUGGAACAAACUGUCGUCAAACGAAACGAUUACAAACCUUACACUUCAUUAACUUUAUAUCAUUUAAACGCACCUAUCAGCUUAUUAUUAAUAGGUUAUUUAAUUAGCGUGGUUGUUUUUUGUAUAGAGCUUUGCAUUACCGCAAUCAGAAACCGCGAACAAUAAUUAUUAUUUGUUAAACAUAUUAUCAUAUUUAUGUUAAUAUUUACUGAAUAGUAAUAGUAAUCAUAGUACCAUAGCACAAACAAAAUAGCAAAAAAAAAUCAUAAAAAAAAUAAUGAGAAUAAAAUAAUCAAAUUUAGUUGCCGGUAUUCAGAUCAGACUCUUUGGUUGCUAUACUUAACAUAAUAAGAAGAUUGUGAAUGCCACAAAAAUAAUGCACGCAAAUUCUGUACUACUUUUUGAGUAACUGUUUUAAAUGUGCCUUAUCAAAAUUUCUAUUGCUUUUGUCAAGAAUAAAACAAUUUUAUAUUCCAUUGUCACCACUUUAACGCACAUAACUUUAUCUAUACGAUUGAAAUUAUUGUUAUUUAUGGACGGACUUGCAUGUAACACUGAUUUCCUUUUCUAUUUGUAUAAACUUUGAUAAAUUUGCAAUAUGAUUUACUUGUU
Nicrophorus vespilloides is the source of this 2304-nucleotide messenger RNA. RefSeq lists its product as uncharacterized. The record is from RefSeq and is a predicted model, not a curated record. The transcript has a single exon. NCBI's taxonomy places the organism in Eukaryota, Metazoa, Arthropoda, Insecta, Coleoptera, Silphidae. Bases 172 to 1857 code for a protein of 561 amino acids.